Molecule: messenger RNA, 391 nt
Organism: Soboliphyme baturini
Lineage: Eukaryota; Metazoa; Nematoda; Enoplea; Dioctophymatida; Soboliphymatidae
Source: the annotation of a GenBank genome assembly
GAAUCUACGUUCUGUCUGUCAUAAGUAUGAGAUGCGGCGAUUACUCAUACAACGCCAGUGAAUUUAUUUGUUGCGACAACUAUGAACUGUGUCAAAAAGACACUCAAAAAGUGAGGCUGAAACACAAAUGCUGCGGCAAGCACUGCUAUAGCGUAGGCAGUAGCAUCUGCUGUGGCAACAGAGUAACGGAUAAGUGUCAUCCAUAUAUGGCUGCCUGCUGUGGAUACAGGUGCUACAAGUCAGACGAGGAAAUUUGCUGCAACCUGAAGAUCAUCCCAAAAUGUUCGGAACUGCAUUCGGCUUGUUGUGGAGACGAAUGUUACGACACAACAAGGAUGUGCUGCACCCGAAGCAUCAUUCAUCCGUGCUAUCAUUCAUCGUAUGUCUGAUG